This is a messenger RNA of Seriola aureovittata, 2485 nucleotides long. RefSeq names its product E3 ubiquitin-protein ligase TRIM39-like. The record is from RefSeq and is a predicted model, not a curated record. Bases 368 to 1954 code for a protein of 528 amino acids. Lineage: Eukaryota; Metazoa; Chordata; Actinopteri; Carangiformes; Carangidae. Gene Ontology annotation, molecular function: zinc ion binding; protein binding. The transcript has a single exon.
GGCGCCCGUUGACGGUGAGACGUUUCCAUCGUUUUAGCUUUUUGAUCGUUCUUAUUGAACCAUUCGGGUUCUUCUAGUGAACUUAAAUGUUAAAAUACUCACUGCGCAAGCACGUAUGCACUAAAAAUACUCGGUGUAAGUAUGGAAGCACGUGAAUUGAGACAAGCGAAGGCUUUGGACAACAUAACAGCUACAACACGGAACACGGAAGUACUGAAUACCAACACGCGCAGCUGCUGCUGAUCGAGCGCGUGUUAGAAGGACAAACAGACCAAAUUAGUAGUAACUCCGAGGGAUUUUAACAGAUAGGCAACUACAGUUUUGGUGUUCUGCGUGCUGUGUUUUCACUUCUUCACUCUGAGAGACAAUGUCUGCCCAGUCAGAGGACGAUCUCUCCUGUCCAGUCUGCCAGGAUAUUUUCAAAAAUCCUGUUGUCCUGUCGUGCAGCCACAGCUUCUGUAAAGACUGUCUGCAGAGCUGGUGGAGAGAGAAGCCAAUACAGGAGUGUCCCAUUUGUAAGAGGAGAUCAUCUAAGAGUGACCCACCUCGUAACUUGGCUUUAAAGAACCUGUGUGAGGCCUUUUCAUUGCAGAGAGAUCAGAGAGCUUCAGCUUCAGCAGGGUCUGAGCCUCUCUGCAGUCUGCACUCUGAGAAACUCAAACUCUUCUGUCUGGACCAUCAGCAGCCAGUGUGUGUCGUCUGUCUGCAUUCAAAAGCACACAGUAAUCACAGAUUCAGUCCCAUUGAUGAAGCUGCACAGGAACGCAAAAAGGAGCUCCAGAAAUCCCUGAGCCCUUUACAAGAGAAACUGAAGCUUUGUGAACAAGUUAAAGGAAACUAUGAUCAAACAGCAGAACACAUUAAGGUCCAGGCCCAACACACAGAGAGGCAGAUUAAGGAGCAGAUUAAGAAGCUUCACCAGUUUCUAGAGGAGGAAGAGGAGACCAGGAUCACUGCUCUGAAGGAGGAAGAGGAGCAGAAGAGUCAGAUGAUGAAGGAGAAGAUUGAGGCUCUGAGCAGAGAGAUAGCAGCUCUGUCUCACACAGUCAGAGCCACAGAGGACGAGCUGAGAGCUGAAGACGUCUCAUUCCUGAAGAACUACAAGGUUACAGUGGAAAGAGUCCAGCAGCGCCCCCUGCUGGAUGAUCCACAGCUGGUCUCAGGAGCUCUGAUAGACCAGGCCAAACAUCUGGGCAACCUGACCUUCAACAUCUGGAGCAAGAUAGACAACAUGGUCUCCUACAGUCCUGUGGUUCUGGAUCCAAACACUGCUCAUCCAGACCUCAUCCUGUCUGAGGAUUUGACCAAUGUGAGAUUUGGAGAGACACAGAAGCUUCCUGACAAUCCAGAGAGGUUUGAUAACUUUCACAUUGUCCUGGGCUCUGAGGGUUUUAACUCAGGGAUUCACAGCUGGGAUGUUGAGGUUGGAGACAGUAAAUUCUGGUUUUUGGGAGUGGCUACAGAGUCUGUGAAGAGGAAAGGAAACAUACGGUCUGGAAUAUUGAGAAUAGGAUUGUUUAAGGGUAAAUAUAAAGCCUUCUCCCCAUCAGGCCGACCAUUCGUUCUAUCUGUGAAGGAGAAGAUUCAGCAGAUCAGAAUUAAUCUGGACUGUGACAGAAGAAAACUGUCUUUCUUUGAUCUUAAUACUGAUGCACACAUUCACACCUUCACAUACACCUUCACUGAAAAGCUGUUUCCAUACAUUAGCAAUAGAAACAAAUUCCCAAUUACGAUUUUACCAGAGGAGGAUGAGGAUGAUGACAGCGACGACGAUGAUAAUGCUUCUGCUGCGGCUCAUAAUGACGGUGGUGACCAUGUCUUGGGUGAUGUUUCAGACUAUUAUUAUGAUAGUUACGCCAGCAGUUACGAAGAAGAAGAUGAUGAUGAUGACGACUACGAUGACGGUGAAGAUUAUUACUACCCAUACAGCACUCAUAGAUUGCUUUACCAUUAAUCUAACUAAUCUAAUUUCAGUGCAUCUGUAUCACAAUGAUUACUUUAGUAGCAGCAGUGAAACAGACUGAGAGCAGGAAAAAUGUGAGAUGAACAUGAGACAACUCUGACAAUGAUCCUGUCUGUAAAAGAAUCAUUUUAAUUCUGCUCAGUCAUUAUAUCUUAAGGUUUUUUUUGCAAUGUUGGUGAUUUAGAAACAGAAGUUGUCUCAGCUUUUAUUUUAAUUGUAAGUUGCUACGAAUAAGAAAAUAUGAAAUUAUAAUCUUACAGUCUUUUGAUGAAAUACGAAAAUAUUUACAACAUAUAGAUGAUCCUGUAUGAGAUAGAGCAAGAGACACUUUAUUUUGGUGGUUCAGGAACUGAUAUGACAACAUCUUUUUUUAUUUAGAUUUUCUCUUUAUUUUAAUAUUUUGAUAUUUUCUUUUGAUAGCGUCAUUCUUUUGUAUUGCUUCUGUUGCCUCAUUUGUUGUUCCAUUUCUUGUUUUAAAGGUUGCUUUUUUUGUGUUGCUUAAUAAAAGUAACAUUAAAAAGA